CCCCUUCUAGCCGUCCUAACGUUAUAGUUCUCUUCCCGGCGUCCUUUGCGCUCUCUUCGCCCGGCCGCCGCCGACAUGGGACGCGUGCGAACGAAGACCGUGAAAAAGGCCGCCCGGGUCAUAAUUGAAAAGUACUACACCCGCCUUGGGAAUGACUUCCAUACCAACAAGCGCGUCUGUGAGGAGAUCGCCAUCAUCCCUAGCAAAAAGCUCCGCAACAAGAUUGCUGGGUAUGUCACCCAUCUGAUGAAGCGCAUUCAGAGAGGACCAGUCAGGGGCAUCUCUAUCAAACUCCAGGAGGAGGAAAGAGAGAGAAGGGACAACUAUGUCCCAGAGGUCUCUGCCCUGGAUCAGGAGAUCAUUGAAGUAGAUCCCGACACCAAGGAAAUGUUGAAGCUACUGGACUUUGGCAGCCUGUCCAACUUGCAGGUCACGCAGCCCACCGUAGGGAUGAACUUCAAAACCCCGAGAGGUGCCAUCUGAAGUCGUCGCCGUACUGUCACUUUUACAAUAAAUAUGUAGAAACAAA
This is a messenger RNA of Euleptes europaea (tarantolino), 529 nucleotides long. RefSeq names its product ribosomal protein S17 (gene RPS17). The record is from RefSeq and is a predicted model, not a curated record. The coding region runs from base 76 to 483 and encodes 135 amino acids. Gene Ontology annotation, cellular component: ribosome. Gene Ontology annotation, molecular function: structural constituent of ribosome. NCBI's taxonomy places the organism in Eukaryota, Metazoa, Chordata, Lepidosauria, Squamata, Sphaerodactylidae. The transcript is spliced from 5 exons. Gene Ontology annotation, biological process: translation.